AUGGCCGCUUGUCCUCUUAACCUCGAGCGGCCACCACAUCACAGCUGCCCCGAGGGAGUGGGGUCAGGGCCCCCACAAGGGCGGAGCAGGGCCCUGCCUCAGAGCCCCUGUAACAGGCUCUUCCUCCUCCUCCGCAGGGAGAAGAAGUGGGUGACCGUGGGUGACACAUCCCUGCGGAUCUACAAGUGGGUCCCUGUGACGGAGCCAAAGGUUGACGAUAAAAACAAGAACAAGAAAAAGGGCAAAGAUGAGAAGUGUGGCUCGGAGGUGACCACGCCAGAGAACAGCUCCUCCCCGGGGAUGAUGGACAUGCACGAUGACAACAGCAACCAGAGCUCCAUAGCGGACGCCUCCCCCAUCAAACAGGAGAACAGCAGCAACUCCAGCCCCGCGCCGGAGCCCAACCCCUCCAUGCCCUGCGAGGGCACCAACACCAAGGCCGACGAGGCCCAGGCCGAGGGCAAGGAGCUCCCUGGGGCCGAAGAUGCUUCUGACGAGCAGAACUCGCAGUCUUCCGUGGAAAACGCCGUGAACAGCUCAGAGAAAGCCGAGCGGCCGCCAUCUGGAGAAGCGGCUCUAUCGGCUGAGACACCCUCCAUCUCUCAGGAUUUGGAAGGAGGGCCGCCCUCUAAAAAGAUGAAACUGGAGACGUCGCAACAAAACUCCGAAGAGAUGUAGACGCUCGGGGCUCAGGCUCCGGUCCACGUUUCCCGGGAGAUCCGUCAGCAGGCUUACUUCUACGACUUCCCCGAGCGAGCGAGCCCUCGGGUUAGAACGACUGACUUUCCCAAGUUUACCAAGUGCAAAUCCAAGAGAACCUAGAACGGCGUGACUUCUCAGACACUGAAGAACUUUCUGCUGUGAAGCAAAACCCUCGAAUCUUGAAGUGACUGUCCUUGUGGAGGUGGGUCGACAGCUCAGGAGUGUCAGACACUGUCUCUGAAGCCAAGAUUACAUUUGCGUUGCUGCUGUAUUGUUUUUCGCCCCACUUCUCUCUCUAACGACAUAAGCUAUCUGAGGGUGGUGCCCAUCAGGAAUUCACGUUUCGGGGCUUUCCACUGUCCCACCGACUCCUCCCGCUUUCUUUUUGUGUGCCUUGUGCCCUUGAGGUGACCUCCGGCAUGUUCUCCCAGUUGUUUUGCAUCUCCCUUUGCAAAGCGCCCUCUCGGCUUUGUUGAGGCUGCCACUGCCCCGGCCGGCCAGCCCUCAUGUCACGCUCCUCCCUGUCCCAGGACUUCAGUGGGAACAGAGCAGGCAGGGAGGGGGAGAGCCCGAGGCUGCAGAGGAGUAGGACCUUCGGCCACCUGCCCAGCCUCCACGGUCCGGUCUGAGGAGUCUCAGGUGUCAGGGCACUGUCCCCCGAGCGCUGGCCACCCGAUACGCUUUCUCCGGACAUCUGAACCUGGCGUUUCCAAGUGGCCCAAAUGGACACACAGAGCCCCUAGAUCCUUCUGCCACUUCCACCCUCUGCCCCCACCAUACCGCCUCCUCCCACGCCUCCGAAGACGGGGUGGCUUCUGUGGCUGACUGCAGGAUCGUCUCGAGGUGACAGAAAGGCCGCGGAGGCCGGGAGCAGGCAGCAGGAGUAGCUGGUGCUCUCAAAGGAUUUCACAUCCACAGUAAUCUGCUGCCCUCUGCCUUCCCCAGGCCCUCUAGCCCCACCCGGGGGAAGGGGGUCAAGAUUGCAAUCCAGGAAACCCACUUGCUUCAGCAUAAUGUUCCUGACACCACCGAGCCAACAGAUGGAUCCUGUCUUAUUCCCAGGGUACCCUGCGGUCGGUCCCCCCACGGAGCGGGCCUUGAUGGUUCAGCCUUGAAGGCCAGAAGGGAGGCACCAAGGAGCAAGCUUUGCCCUCCAAGAAGGGGCGAUCGAAUCCCUGCCUCCAUCCCUGCCCGCCUGGGGCAGCUGCUUCUCACUAAAACGAAGCUGCCCCCUUGGACCAGCUGCCGGAGUGUUUGGUUCUGAGGCCUAGUUGCUCUUCGUUCCUCUAUGGACUCCUCAGACCCCAGCCCUGUUCCCAAGCUUUCUUUCCUGCACUGGAGUUCCAACUCCCUUUGAGCUGUGUGUGGUGGGGGGGAGGGGGAGGGAGGAAGGGUUGCGAGGUUUUGUUGGUUGUUUUCUGUUUUGUUUUAUUUUGCUAACUGGUGCAUAUUCAGGUACCACCUUUGACAUGGGGAUCUCUCUCCUGCCACCGUGGGAAGUAUCUGCCAGAUUCCACUUUCUAAGAGUUUCUGAGGGUGGGGCUCUUACUUUCGUUUUUUUGUCAGGGAGCCCAUCCAUUUCCUGCUCUUCAAGAAGAAUCAAAAUGUUCCUGAAUCUCAAAUACCUCAUGCAAAAACGUCUCCUGAGAUCAGGGGAAACAAACACGCCAACUCUGGAGAUCUCAAUGUUGAAGUGAGCGGUGGUGGCCGAAAGGUUUCUGUCUUAAAAAAAAAAAUCCUUAUCAGUUUCCCGCCCUCAGGCGGUCAGUGCUCCGCAGACCGGCGCUCCUUCUCCGCGUUACCUCUCAGCACUCCAGGCGGCUUUACCUCCAGAUCCUGAAGGGUUUGAAUCACCUUUUCCUUUGCAGCAAAACUCCAUUUUGAUGAAAGACGAACUGGGAUGUUUAUUUCCUGCUCUUUUUUUGGGAACCGAGAGGUGACAACCAAGACAGCUGAAGGAGAGUCACGCACACACUUGCACACGCAUGUCCAUCGGCCAGGGUCCCCUGCCGGCCCCGCGGACAGGCCAGGCGAGUCCACAUGGUGGGGAAUGAGGACGCCGUCCACGACACCGAGGCUGUCAUUCGUUUUUCUUUGAAGUGCCUGAAGGUAGGGGUGGGCCGAUGGCCUGGGAGCCACCUGGCCCCACCGCGGCCACGGCCACGCCAGGCGACGUGCCAGCGAGCCCCGCACUUGAUGCUGGUCCAGAGGAGACUGCAAAAUCCAGAUGUGCUUCCUUCCCAGCAGCCCGCUCCCCGGAGCCGCUGUCCCCCUGCCCACCCCGCGCCACGCCCUCUCCCACCUUGCAGCUGGCCCAGCCAGGACGGGGGCCCUAAGCGAAUGCCUUCCUUCCGCGGACACCAGGCCCCAUGGCCUAAAGGGCUCCCCGGGCAAACCCGAUCCCCCAGAAGCUGGGGAAGCUGUGGCUACACAUUCCACAAAGUGCUGGCACUUACACCCUUACCCUGGAAGGCAGUCGGCUGACGCCGCGGGUGGUGACCUCCCAUUUCCACCGACGUCGUGGCUUGGCACAUUCAUUACCGCCAAGGACCUGGUUAGAGGUAUAAAGACCUUUUUUUCACGUUACCUGAUUUUUUGUUGUUGUUUUCUCUUACGAUUUUUUUUUCCGGUGUGUUGUACAGCAGUAUAAUUUUUCACUUAUUUAUUCCAUCAGUAGAUAUGGUUUGUACAAUGUACAAUGGUUCCAUUUCAGAAAGUAAAAAUAAAAAAAAUUCGGAUCACGAA
Messenger RNA from Myotis brandtii (Brandt's bat), 3447 nucleotides. RefSeq names its product B-cell CLL/lymphoma 7A (gene BCL7A). The record is from RefSeq and is a predicted model, not a curated record. The coding region runs from base 1 to 678 and encodes 225 amino acids. Lineage: Eukaryota; Metazoa; Chordata; Mammalia; Chiroptera; Vespertilionidae. The transcript has 6 exons.